AUGAUGAAAGCAUUGUGCUUUUUCAGUGUAUGUUGGAUAGCAUCAGCGUUGGCUGAGAAUGCCGAAAGUGAAAUACUUCGGGCCAAGGCCAAGUUUAUGCAAGUGGGAAUGGAUGACACGGCCGACCCCUGCGAAGACUUUUGGAGAUACGCAAAUGGAAAAAGGGACCCCGGUGAGUACGAACAGGAACAACUAAACGAAGUGGGACGGAUCUUGCGUGUGUUCAACCCCAAACAUGUUGUAAGUGUAGCUGCGUUGCCAAAACUUAGCAGCUAUGGAAACAGAAGUACCUGCUGUGUAACCCUCGGUUUUUAGAACACAUCUCUGGAAACUGUUAAAAACCUGUAUACAAACUGCAUGGACAACCCGCAGUCUUUUUUCAAGCAAGUGCAAAACAAUCGGUCUACACAGGUGGAGGAGAUAGAAGCAGUGAUAUCGAAAAUUGCCAGUGGUGAGGCGACGAAGAGCCCGGAGACCUACUUGGCCGCCUUCAAGGAGGUGUACAGCCUGCUUUUUAAAUUCGGAAGCAAAUUAUUUGAUGAUUUUAUAAGCGAUAUAGUUGGAUUCCCAAUUUUACUGCUACCGCCACCAUUCCUCCUGAAAGGCUUUGUAAACGAAAACCCAUAUACAUUUUUGGGUAAAGUUACUGACGACACAAAUAAGUUUCUCAGUGAUAUAUUUGGUGCCAAUUUGAACCUUCGGAAUUUCACGUUUGUAAUAUACUUUCCAGCAGGCAAUAAGGUACGGUAGAAUUUAGAAAGAUGAUCCGUUUCAUCUUUUCCUAAAUAUUGCAACAGGCAAUUUUUAUUAAUUUCAGACCGACAUGAAGACCGUAUUGUCCAAGCUCUCUGCGGAACUGAGGAAGACACUGGAAGUGAAAGAAUUCGAGCGUUGCGAACAGUUCAUACUGGCCAGUUUCCCCUUCCAUUACGAGAAAAUUUUGUUCGAUUUCUGGGGCCUGGAGACAAUCAAAAAGGCGGACGCUCAAUACCGUGCUGAUCUUGGGGUCCUCGCAAAGACUGUGAACACAACCUUCAAGUUUAGCAAUGUCCUAAGCGAAAACAUGACGCACCUUCUGGAAGAAAGAGUGAAAGGGAACAGAUUCUUUGGUCUAGCACACCCUCUCUUUGAGGACGACAUGUUUUACAAACAUUUUUCGAAUCUUACGUUGAAUCUGCCCUAUCAAAAUAGGUGGUUAAAUAAGUGGACGCACGCUCUUAGGGCGGCAGAAGGAAAGGACUAUACAUUUAUGGCGAUUCCAGAACCUACGGUAAGGAUUUGGAUAAACGUUGUGAUACAACUCACAGGGGAAGUACUCCAAGUGUGACGCUCAGAUUUUGAUGAAACUUGGCACAAAUUUAGAAUAAUUUUUUCUAAGAUAUAUGCGAGAAUCCUAGCUCGCGCUUAGCAGAAACAGCCGAGGUUUUUAGAUCGAGAGUCGGCCAAAAAUUCAGGACUUUUUGCCGAAUUUCGGCACGAAAAGUUUCCUGCCUGUUUCAACCGUAAAGGGUAAUGUUUCUACAAAAAAACAAUUUUUCCGCACGAAACUGCGAAAGUUAUGGCCAAAAACCGCUUUUCUCUCUGACCGCUCUCCACGUUUAGGGUGCUCUCUCGGCGGCAAAAAUCGUUCGAUAUCUCGGCGGCGCCCGCAAAGCGCGAGCUAAAACUUUCAGGAAUUGAUAUUUAGUCCAUAUCCGACGUGUGUGCAAAAUUUAAAGAAAAUCUGAGCGUCACUUGGAUUACUUCCCUUGUAAGUUUGCAAUUCAAAAUAAGUUUCAGUUCAACGCAUUUCACACAACUCUCACUCAGUUAACAGUUAUUGACGCCCCCAUAGUUAAACCUCUGUUUUUUCACCCAUCUUUCUCGUCCCUCCUUCGGUUUUCUGGAACUGGGUUUAUUGUUGGUCACGAACUCGGCCACGACUUUGGUGAGUUAACAACUCAUUCACAUGAAGCUUGCUUUAUGCUUAGAUGAAAGUUUAAGACGCCUUUACAAAUUGGAUUCCACCUACACUCAAAUUUACGAUUGUUUAUAUGAAUACUACAAUAGCCAAUGCGAUCCCCAAAUGCCAGGAAGCUGCAUCGAUCCGAAGAACAACAUUGACGAGAACUUUGCCGAUGUCUUUGGCGCGCAGAUGGCCUACCUUGCCUACAAGCGUGACGUUGAGGUGAACGGCGUGGGAAGACGACCCCAGGGCAAAAUCUUAGAUGGCUUGAGUGAUGACCAAUUAUUUUGGUCAAUCUGGCACAAGGAAUGA
Molecule: messenger RNA, 2257 nt
Organism: Bursaphelenchus xylophilus (pine wood nematode)
Lineage: Eukaryota; Metazoa; Nematoda; Chromadorea; Rhabditida; Aphelenchoididae
Source: the annotation of a GenBank genome assembly